UCCUCUCCAGAACAGAGAAAAAAAUCAUAUAUGGUCAAAGCACCCAUAACCCAUUCUUGAAAACCCAAAAUUUGUAUCCUCAGAGAUCAUCAUCAAUUCUCACCGUCUUCAAACUUUAGACAAGUGGAGUAUUGUCAAUGCUAAUUAACCAACAACAAUGGCCGAUGCCUCCCCUCAAGGUGGAUCCAAUCCCAAACCCCGCCCACGCCGCCGCCUUAUUCCUCGUCCUCAGGUUUUCAUCAGUUUCCGUGGAGAGGACGCUCGCAACUUCUUUCUAAGAAUGCUCGUGAUGAUCUUAGGAUCUCGAAAGAUUAACUGGUUCACAGAUACCCGCUUACCAGUAGGGGAGAAUUUAGAAGAACUCUUCACGGAGAUCAAAAAGUCAAAAAUCGCUAUUGUGAUCUUCUCUAAGAGGUACUCAGACUCUAAAUGGUGCAUGGAAGAGCUUUCCAUUAUAGACGAGCUAGCGAGAGACGGUAAACUUAAGGUUGUCCCAGUCUACUAUAAGGUGAGCCACAGCGACGUGAAACACUUCCAGGGAGAGUUCGGCAAAAGUUUCGAACGAUUGAAAGAUAAAUAUGAAAUCAAUGAACCAGAGAAUAUCUUGAAAUGGAAAGCCUCUGUGGAGUCAAUCGCAAAGAGAAAAGGCUUGCUCUCUUACAUUGGCGGCAAAGUUCCAGCGCCUCUUCAUUCCCAGAUCGUUAAUGCUGUUAUUGCUUACUUAAACAAAAUGCCAGGAGGAAAGGUCAAGCCCCUGGAAAAUAAACUAACGAUGACAGACGUGUUCAUUUUGGCCUUUGUUGUAGCUUUUCUUUGUCGCUACAUCAUAUCCCCUCUGUUUUUCGACAAUGCGGAUUUUUUCAAUAAUAAGAAGUGGCUGUUUGGUUUCCCGACAGCUGUUGCUUUCUGGUUCCAAAACAACAACAAGAAUGAUCAGAACAACCCAUCUCAUGGCACAACUACACCAACCCCUUCCAACACCGAACCACCACCACCUCCUGGCACCAGACCAAGCCCUUCUAACUUUAAACCACCACCACCUCCUUUCACUAGACCAACCCCACCACCUCCUUUCACUAGACCAAGCCCACCACCUCCUUUCACUAGACCAACCCCACCACCACCUCCUUCUUUUACCAGACCAACCCCUUCCAGCUUCAAACGAAGACCACCACCUCCUCGCACCGAAACACCAUCUCCUUAAUCGGUUGAAAUACUUAUUGGAGACAUUAUCUAAGUAGGAAUUUGUAUGUUUGUUGUUGGUUUGUAUGUUGUUUGAUAUACACAUGUGUGUGUGUUUAUUACCUUCAGAAUAAGUGUGUUGCUUUUACUUGAUUCUCUUUGUCCAAAGACACCUUGGUAGCCUUGUAUGUCUUUUAUGAAGUAUGAACACAUUUCUUUUUCCUGGAUC
Messenger RNA from Camelina sativa (false flax), 1411 nucleotides. Its product is annotated as TIR domain-containing protein-like. The record is from RefSeq and is a predicted model, not a curated record. NCBI's taxonomy places the organism in Eukaryota, Viridiplantae, Streptophyta, Magnoliopsida, Brassicales, Brassicaceae. Gene Ontology annotation, biological process: signal transduction.